AUGGGAGGAGCCGACCGAGCUGGUGGCAAGGCUAAGCCUUUGAAGGCUCCGAAGAAGGCACCCAAGGGCGAAAUGGACGAGGAAGACAGGGCCUUUGCCGAGAAGCAAAAGGCUGAUGCGAAGGCUAAGGCUGCGAUGGCCGCACAAGCCAAGGGGAGCAAAGGACCUCUCAACACCGGAGCCCAGGGUAUCAAGAAGAGUGGGAAGAAGUAA
Molecule: messenger RNA, 213 nt
Organism: Drepanopeziza brunnea f. sp. 'multigermtubi' MB_m1
Lineage: Eukaryota; Fungi; Ascomycota; Leotiomycetes; Helotiales; Drepanopezizaceae
Source: RefSeq, a predicted model, not a curated record